Cucurbita maxima (winter squash) is the source of this 1120-nucleotide messenger RNA. RefSeq lists its product as uncharacterized. Lineage: Eukaryota; Viridiplantae; Streptophyta; Magnoliopsida; Cucurbitales; Cucurbitaceae. Bases 173 to 982 code for a protein of 269 amino acids. The record is from RefSeq and is a predicted model, not a curated record. The transcript is spliced from 5 exons.
UGAUCAUGGAGUAUCCCAACUUUAAACGAGGCCCAUAACUUCAGCCCCUAUCUUUUAAGUCUUUACUAUCUUCAACUGCCAUUUCCUCGGAGUUCAGUGGCUUGCGCCACCGUACGGCAAUCUUCUUUGAUGUUAAAACCCUUUGUAUACCCUUCCAUCUCCGGCUGCCACCAUGCAACCGUCUCCAUCCUUGAUUACUGGCCCUAUCAGAACUCUAACGACCACCGCCCGACCUUCCACGAUCAUCAUCCAAGCCUACCAGCACCAGCAACCCAAUUCAAAGUUCAAUGGUAUUUUUGGUUAUAGAGCCGACCUUGUUGGUGGUUGUGGCCGUAGAUUUCCUGCUUGUGCAAGUCCCAGCUCAGGGCCUCAAGUUCCGGCUGCUUCUGCUCCUUUUGUCCAAUCCGAUGUAGGCGCUGCGUCUCGGACGUCGGCACUGGAAAAGUUGGAUACUGUCGAGGAGGGCCUAGAAAAGGCCAUUUAUCGAUGCCGAUUCAUGGCGUUUUUGGGCGUCUUAGGGUCUUUAAUUGGGUCUGUACUCUGUUUCGUCAAGGGGUGCGUUCAUGUGGCAGCAUCUUUAUCAGAAUAUUUUGUAAAUCGUGGAAAAGUGAUUAUGUUGCUAGUUGAGGCCAUAGAUGUUUAUCUCUUAGGAACUGUGAUGCUAGUCUUUGGCACGGGUCUCUAUGAACUGUUUAUCAGCAAUCUUGGAAGUGCACGGUCAUUUUCAGAGAGAGGCGUUUUGCAUAGAUCCAACUUAUUUGGCUUGUUCACUUUAAAGGAACGACCUAAAUGGAUGAACAUAACAACCGUAAAUGAGCUGAAAACAAAGCUGGGGCAUGUCAUAGUAAUGCUGCUUCUAAUUGGGUUUUUUGACAAGAGUAAAAAGGUGGUCAUUCAAUCUCCAGGUGAUUUGCUUUGCUUGGCUGUUUCAAUAUUCCUUUCCUCUGCUACCUUGUUUUUGCUCUCUAAACUAACCGAAUGAAAUUAAUUAGUAAUAAGUUAUGUAAAAAUAUAAAAAUAUAAUACUUUUUUUUCCCUUUUUUGGCCUUCCCUCUGAAAACGGUUGAAACCAGAAAUGUUCUUGUAAAUGGGUGCUGUAAGAAGAUGUUACUAGUGUAAA